Molecule: messenger RNA, 6429 nt
Organism: Penicillium lagena
Lineage: Eukaryota; Fungi; Ascomycota; Eurotiomycetes; Eurotiales; Aspergillaceae
Gene: pksP
Product: polyketide synthase alb1
Exons: 5
Coding region: 1-6429 (2142 amino acids)
Biological process (GO): fatty acid biosynthetic process
Molecular function (GO): fatty acid synthase activity; 3-oxoacyl-[acyl-carrier-protein] synthase activity; phosphopantetheine binding
Source: RefSeq, a predicted model, not a curated record
AUGGAAGGCACCGGUCGUGUAUUUCUCUUCGGAGAUCAGACCGCUGACUUUGACUCGGGCCUUCGUCGUCUGUUGCAUGCGAAGAACGACUCGUUGUUGUCAGCCUUCUUCCAGAAGUGCUACCAUGCAGUGCGCGAGGAGAUAACCAAGCUGCCGCAGUCCGAGCGGCAGGUAUUCCCCCGUUUCACAAGCAUUGUCGAUCUUCUGGCAAGAUACCGCGAGUCGGGACCGAAUCCCGCCCUGGAGAGCGCGUUGACAACCAUCCACCAGCUGGGAUGCAUCAUCCAUUACUAUGGUGACCUCGGUCACAUGUAUCCAUCGGGGUCUGACAGCUGUAUUGUGGGCCUCUGUACUGGUCAACUCGCAGCUGCCGCUGUCAGCUCAUCAAAAACCGUUGGAGAACUUAUUCCAGUCGGGGUUGAGACGGUAGUUCUAGCUCUACGACUUGGUAUGUCUGUUGUGAAGGUGCAGCAGUCUCUAGAGGGGACCAAGUCGUCUUCGCCAAGCUGGUCUGUUUUGGUUUCUGGACUGCGAGAGCCGGAGGCCCAGGAAUUGAUCCAAAAGUUCUCAAAGGCAAAUGCCUUGCCGCUCGUUUCUCGGCCCUAUAUCAGUGCCAUCAGCCCGAAUGGUCUGACUAUCAGUGGCCCACCGAUGUUCCUAGAUCGGUUUGUCGAAAAUUGUCUCCCUAAGGAACAUAAGCCUGUUAGAGUCCCAAUUCAUGGCCCUUAUCAUGCAUCACACCUGUAUGACGGCAGGGAUGUUGAUCGGAUUCUCAAAUCGUGGCCCAAAGAGGAAUUCCUGAGCUAUGCCCCUCAGAUCUCUAUCUUGUCAAGCGAAACUGGCAAACCGAUUCACGCCGAGAACCUUCAGGAUUUGUUGAAAACUUCACUCGAAGAAAUUCUGCUGCGUCAACUUUGCUGGGACAAGCUUAUCGACUCUUGCUAUUCGGCACUUGUAUCGACUUCAACGGCAUGCAUACUGCUUCCGAUUUCCAGCACUGCGACUCAGAGUUUGUGUACAGGACUGAAGAAGGCUGGAAUCUCCAACAUUGAGAUUGAUAGCACAAUUGGUGAUGUACAGAAGGAUUCGGAGGGUGUGAAUCGAACCGGCCGCUCAGACCAAUCUAAAAUUGCAAUCAUUGGCCUUUCAGGUAGAUUUCCUGAAGCUGCUGAUACAGAAGCCUUCUGGGAUCUCUUAUACAAGGGACUUGAUGUACACCGGGAGGUGCCACCGGAGCGUUGGGAUGUGAAGGCACAUGUCGACAUGGAAGGCAACACGAGAAACACCAGCAAGGUUCAGUACGGAUGCUGGAUUAACGAGCCUGGGCUCUUUGACCCUCGCUUUUUCAAUAUGUCCCCGCGUGAGGCACUGCAGGCAGAUCCCGCUCAACGGCUUGCUCUUCUUACUGCUUAUGAGGCUUUCGAGAUGGCUGGUUUCAUCCCGGACAGCACUCCGUCCACGCAGAAGAACCGAGUUGGUGUCUUCUACGGAAUGACUAGUGACGACUACCGUGAAAUCAACAGUGGUCAAGACAUUGACACCUACUUCAUUCCCGGUGGCAACCGUGCAUUCACGCCUGGUCGGAUCAAUUACUACUUCAAGUUCAGCGGCCCCAGCGUCAGCGUUGACACUGCUUGCUCGUCGAGUCUUGCAGCUAUACACAUUGCCUGCAAUUCUCUUUGGAGGAACGAAUGUGAUUCCGCAGUGGCGGGUGGCGUCAACGUGUUGACGAACCCAGACAACCACGCCGGUCUCGACCGUGGCCAUUUCUUGUCACGUACUGGAAACUGCAACACGUUUGAUGAUGGAGCGGAUGGUUACUGCAGAGCCGAUGGCAUUGGAUCGAUCGUCCUUAAGAGACUGGAGGAUGCUCAGGCCGAUAACGACCCGAUCUACGGCGUGAUCUCCGGAGCCUACACAAACCACUCUGCCGAAGCCGUUUCAAUUACUCGGCCUCAUGCCGGAGCACAGGCCUUUAUCUUCGACAAGUUGUUAAAUGAGGCCAAUAUCGACCCGAAGGAAGUCAGCUACAUCGACAUGCAUGGAACGGGUACUCAGGCAGGGGACGCCGUUGAAAUGCAAUCUGUGUUGGAUGUAUUUGCUCCUGACUACCGCCGCGGACCGACACAGUCUCUCCAUCUCGGUUCAGCAAAGGCGAACAUUGGCCACGGGGAAUCCGCCUCGGGCGUUAGCGCCCUGAUCAAGGUGCUGAUGAUGAUGCAAAAGAAUAUGAUCCCUCCCCACUGUGGUAUCAAGACAAAAAUCAACCACAAUUUCCCGACGGAUUUCCAACAGCGAAAUGUGCAUAUCGCCUUGAAGCCCACACCGUGGCAAAGACCAGAAGGAGGCAAGCGGAAGACGUUCAUCAACAACUUCUCAGCUGCUGGCGGUAAUACAGCGAUCCUAAUGGAAGAUGCCCCUCUGCGUGAGCAGGUCACAGAAGACCCUCGAACUGCACACAUUGUGGCUGUCUCUGCGAGGUCACAAUCCGCCCUGAAGAACAAUACCAACGCAUUGUUGCAGUACAUUGACACCAACAAAAAUAUGUUCAAUGUCAAUAAAGCUAGCCUUCUUGCCAAUCUCUCCUACACCACGACGGCAAGACGCAUUCACCACCCUUUCAGAGUCGUCGCAACAGGAUCUACCUUGGAAGAAAUGAGGAAUGACUUGUCGGCUAGCGCCAACCGCGAUAGUAUCACCCCGGUCCCUGCGACUGCACCAGGUAUUGGAUUCGUCUUCACGGGCCAAGGAGCACAAUACACCGGCAUGGGAAGCCAGCUUUAUGAGACUUGUUCGCCAUUCCGUGCUCACAUUCAACAUCUGGAUCGCAUUGGCCAAAGUCAAGGAUUCCCCUCUAUUAUGCCUUUGGUCGAAGGAAGCGUUCCAAUUGAGGAACUAGGACCCGUUAUCAGCCAGCUUGGAACGACCUGUCUGCAGAUGGCGCUGACCAAGUACUGGAUAUCCCUUGGCGUUACGCCUUCUUUUGUCCUUGGACACAGCCUCGGAGAAUAUGCCGCUCUCAAUGCUGCUGGUGUUUUGAGCACAAGUGAUACGAUCUACCUCGCUGGUCGACGGGCUCAGCUUCUCACCGAGCAAUGCCAGGCUGGAACGCAUGCUAUGCUAGCCGUCAAGUCUUCUGCAGCACAAGUCAAGCAGUUCAUUGCUGAUGAUGGAGCUGAGGUUGCCUGUAUCAACGCACCUUCAGAGACCGUUGUCAGUGGUGCAAAUGACAACAUAGACAAGCUGGCAGAGAAGCUUUCCAGUGAAGGCUUCAAGGCUACUAAGCUGAAGGUCCCCUUUGCGUUCCAUUCUGUUCAGGUUGAGCCUAUUCUGGAAAGCCUGGCGGAGAUUGGUAAAGGUGUGACAUUCCAUGAGCCGACGAUCCCAUUUGUGUCUGCUCUCCUCGGAGACGUUGUGAAGGAGGCGAAUGCAGAUGUCCUCAGUCCCAGCUACCUGACGCGCCACUGCCGUGAGCCUGUCAACUUUUUGGGUGCUUUAGAGGCCACCCGUCAUGCCAAUCUGAUGAAUGACAAAACUCUCUGGGUUGAGAUUGGCUCACACCCCGUUUGUUCCGGGAUGGUCAAGUCGACAUUUGGUCCUCAGGCAGUUACAGUGGCUUCUCUUCGCCGUCAAGAGGAUACUUGGAAGGUGCUCUCGAACAGCCUGUCCGCUCUCUACAUGGCUGGAAUUGAUCUGCGUUGGAAGGAAUACCACCAGGACUUCAGCACCAGUCUCCAGGUCCUCCCACUCCCCGCCUAUAAAUGGGAUCUGAAGAACUACUGGAUUCCGUACACCAACAAUUUCUGUCUGUUAAAGGGUGCGCCGGCCAAGCCGGCGGUUGAAGCCGCGCCUGUGUCCACGUUCUUGACGUCUUCGGCUCAGAAGGUUGUUGAGACAAGCAACUCUGACACAACAGCCACUGUUGUCAUUGAGAAUGACAUCGCAGACCCAGAAUUGAACCGCGUUAUCCAAGGUCACAAAGUCAAUGGAGCUGCUCUCUGCCCUUCGUCGCUAUACGCGGACAUCGCCCAGACACUUGGUGAAUAUCUCGUGGACAAGUACAAUCCCAGUUUGAAGGAGCGUGGCCUUGAUGUCUGCAACGUGGUGGUUCCGAAACCACUUAUUGCAAAAGGUGGCAAGCAGCUAUUCCGGGUUUCGGCCACUGCAAACUGGGCGACGGAAGUUGCUGAGGUCAAGGUGUGGUCCGUGACACCAGAGGGCAAGAAGAUCAUCGAUCAUGCCAGCUGUCUGAUCAAGUUCUUUGACACCAGCGCUGCUGCGCAGGAAUGGAAGCGCAAUGCCUAUCUUAUCAAGAGAAGCAUCCAGCAUCUCCAGGAGAGUACCGAGUCUGGUCAGGCCCACCGAAUGAAGCAAGGAAUGGUGUACAAAUUGUUCGCUGCUCUGGUUGAGUACGAUGACAACUACAAGUCUAUUCGGGAAGUCAUUCUGGACAGCGAUCAACACGAGGCUACAGCACUAGUUAAGUUUCAAGCGCCGCCGGGCAACUUCCAUCGGAACCCAUUUUGGAUCGACAGCAUUGGUCACCUGUCGGGUUUCAUUAUGAAUGCUAGCGAUGCAACCGACUCGAAAAAUACAGUUUUCGUCAACCACGGCUGGGACUCGAUGCGUUGCCUGAAGAAAUUUGAUCCGAACGUCACCUACCGGACAUAUGUGAGGAUGCAGCCAUGGCAGAACUCGAUCUGGGCGGGCGAUGUCUACCUCUUUGAUGGUGAUGAUAUCGUUGCGGUGUACGGCAGUGUAAAGUUCCAAGCUUUGGCUCGUAAGAUCCUGGAUACAGCUCUUCCACCAGCUGGAGCUCCUGCACCGAAGCCAGCAGCGAAGUCCACACCACCGCCCAUUGAUAUUCAGAAAUCGAGGGCAGCUCCGGCCAAGAAGACUCGCGCCAGCCCUGCGGCAAAUUCCAAGCCUGCCGGCCCAAGCGUGACUGCUCGUGCUCUCGCCAUCCUGGCUGAGGAAGUUGGACUGUCUGAGGGAGACAUGACAGAUGAUCUCAAUUUCGCAGAUUAUGGAGUUGACUCUCUGCUCUCGUUAACUGUUACUGGCCGGUACCGUGAAGAGAUGAGUCUUGAUCUGGAUUCUUCCGUAUUUGUGGAUCAGCCCACCAUCAAAGACUUCAAGGGUCUUUUGGCCCAGAUGUGUCCGGUUGAAAGCAGCAGCGACGGAUCCAGCAGCGAUGCCGAUCUUUCUUCUUCUGCCUCUGAAACGGACUUCUCAUCGCCUAACACGAGUGGUAUUCCGACACCUUCUCACGACAAGUCCAUGCAGCUUGGGCAGAACGACAGUAUGAAGGAAAUCCGUUCAAUCCUGGCAGAAGAAAUUGGCGUGGAACCCGAGGAGCUCCAAGGAGACGCAAAUCUGGGCGAGAUGGGAUUGGAUUCCCUGAUGUCACUCACUGUUCUCGGGAAGAUUCGCGAGACCCUGGACAUUGAUCUGCCGGGAGAGUUUUUCAUUGACAACCAAACCAUCAACGACAUCGAAGCCACGCUGGACUUAAAGCCGAAGUCAGUGGCGGGUGAAUCAAUGGAGAUACCUGAGCAGCUCCCCAUCAAAACUUCCAAGCCAACAGCCACAUCCACGAUUCAGCAUCCGCCAGCAACUUCGAUUCUUCUGCAAGGCAACCCCAAGACAGCCACCAAAAAGCUAUUUCUGUUCCCGGAUGGGUCCGGCUCGGCUACAUCUUACGCGACCAUCCCUGGUGUCUCGCCGGACGUGUGCGUUUACGGACUGAAUUGCCCAUAUAUGCGAACUCCCGAGAACCUCAAAUGCAGUCUGGACGAACUCACAAUCCCUUACGUGGCCGAGAUCCGCCGACGACAGCCCACAGGCCCGUAUAACUUCGGAGGCUGGUCUGCUGGUGGCAUCUGCGCCUACGACGCGGCGCGCCAUUUGAUCUUUGAGGAAGGCGAGCGAGUCGAACGUCUGCUUUUGCUUGACACGCCAUUCCCAAUUGGCCUGGAGAAGCUGCCUCCACGUCUGUACAGUUUCUUUAACUCGAUCGGCCUAUUCGGUGAAGGUAAGGCUCCUCCGCCAAAGUGGCUGCUACCGCACUUCAUGGCCUUUAUCGACUCCCUAGACGCAUACAAAGCGUCUCCGUUCCCAUUCAAUGACGAUAAGGUCGCUUCCAAGACCCCCAAGACCUUCAUGAUUUGGGCCAAGGAUGGCGUCUGCUCCAAGCCUGGAGAUACUCGCCCUGCACCGGCCGAGGAUGGCAGCCCUGAUCCCCGCGAGAUGCUGUGGCUGCUCAAUAAUCGCUCCGAUCUUGGUCCGAACGGCUGGGAUACCCUCGUUGGUCCAAAAAAUGUUGGUGGGAUCACUAUCAUGGAGGGUGCCAACCACUUCACGAUGAUCCAAGGCGAAAAAGCCAAAGAGCUAGCGGCGUUCAUGGCCAACGCUAUGACUGCCGUGUAG